Prosopis cineraria is the source of this 1073-nucleotide messenger RNA. RefSeq names its product bax inhibitor 1-like. The record is from RefSeq and is a predicted model, not a curated record. Lineage: Eukaryota; Viridiplantae; Streptophyta; Magnoliopsida; Fabales; Fabaceae. The transcript is spliced from 6 exons. The coding region runs from base 92 to 832 and encodes 246 amino acids. Gene Ontology annotation, cellular component: membrane.
UGCGAUUUCCAUUCUCAGGGACCAGGGUUCCUUUCUUGCUUUCUCGUCAACGAAUUCUAUUGCGACUUUCUGCGCUCUUUGUUCGAUUCCGAUGGACGCAUUCACUUCUUUUUUCGAUUCGUCUUCCAGAAACCGCUGGAAUUACGAUACUCUCAAGAACUUCCGUCAGAUUUCUCCGGUCGUCCAGAGUCACAUUAAGCAGGUUUAUCUUGCUUUAUGCUGUGCUGUGGUUGCUGCCGCCGUUGGAGCUUACCUUCAUAUCCUGGGGAACAUCGGCGGUUUUCUGACAACAGUCGCAUCUCUGGGGAGCAUUGUUUGGUUGCUGUCCACACCUCCUUAUGAAGAGAAAAAGAGGGUUGCUUUGUUGAUGGCUUCCUCAUUGUUUCAGGGGGCCUCCAUUGGACCUUUGAUCGAUUUGGCUAUUGAAGUUGAUCCAAGCCUUAUCUUCACCGCCUUUGUGGGAACUUCAUUGGCCUUUGCUUCUUUCUCAGCGGCAGCUUUAGUGGCUAGGCGCAGAGAGUACCUCUAUCUUGGUGGUUUGCUUUCUUCUGGAUUGUCCAUUCUUAUGUGGUUGCACUUCGCUUCUUCCAUCUUUGGCGGUGCGGCUGCGGUCUUUAAGUUUGAGCUUUACUUUGGCCUUUUGGUAUUCGUGGGCUACAUUAUAUUUGACACCCAAGAAAUAAUUGAGAGGGCUCACUUUGGGGAUCUGGACUAUGUGAAGCAUGCCUUGACCCUCUUCACUGAUUUUGCUGCAAUCUUUGUCCGUAUUCUCAUAAUUGUGUUGAAGAAUUCAGCAGAGAAGAAUGAGAAGAAGAAAAAGAGGAGGGAUUGAAUGCUGACACGUGGAUUUGGUGGAGGUUACCCUUUACUUUUUUUGUGAUAUGCAGUUUCGGCUGUCUAAAAACUCUACCAACUUCUGGAACCUGUACAUUGUGAAUUUAGUUGUUUCCCCGCCAUGUAUUCGUGGGACUUGCCAUGAUUUCAUCCAAAUAUUUUCGGUUUCAGCUUUCAUAAUACCACCAUAUCUUGUUUUAAUGUAGAAUUAGAAUAUAAAGCCUUUAUAUUUCUACUUU